Molecule: messenger RNA, 1467 nt
Organism: Epithele typhae
Lineage: Eukaryota; Fungi; Basidiomycota; Agaricomycetes; Polyporales; Epitheliaceae
Exons: 5
Coding region: 1-1467 (488 amino acids)
Source: RefSeq, a predicted model, not a curated record
AUGUCUAAAUUUUGGUACAAGUUUGCAGCUAGACAGAUGCUCAAAUGGGCUGUUCUCCACUUCUCAGUAUCGGAUGGGGGCUUUGCUCCCCUGGGAGCAUGCUGCUUUCAAGAAAGACAAAGCGGGGAUUAUGUGUUGAGGGCUAUACCUGAUUGGAAGGUGCCCGUCAUGGAAGCAAUCCUGUUGAAGGUGCCGAAGCUGGGCCACGUACUUAAGGGUGACUGGGCUCGACUCUUCGUAGUCACCGCAAUGCAGGCUUCGUCAAUCGCCUCCAUUGGGCGUCCCUCAAUGCCUUUCACAAUCACUGUGAGCGUGACUCCGGCUGACCCUGGGCCCGACUCCCCUGCCAUCGGCGCUGAGCGCAACCGCGAUCGGGCGGCUCCCCCACCUCCUCUUCCUGCUGCUCAUAGCCGGCCCAUCCCAUUCGCCUACGACACCUCGACACAGCAAACUCCGAUGGCUUCCCGCCAGCCCCUCCCGGUUCCCCCAUCCCACUCCUACCAGCCCAGGUAUGGGCCCCCCGGCACCUCGCCGCUCGGUCAACCACUGCCUCUUGAACCCGUGAGUCGACGUAGUUCCCCGACUGGCUCCGACGACGAGCGGCCCUAUGGCCAUUGUUGUGUAUACGGUAGAGUGAUCCUCUUGCUCGAGGACCUUCAAGAAUCUGUCGUCGACCUCCGGGACCGCGCCACCUAUGUGUACACUCAGAUUGAUGGGUUCAAGGACGAAUAUGAGCUGGCCUCUCGUGGUGGGUUCCACCAUAUUGGUCCUGCGGAUUUCAUCCCCGUCGCUGAUACCUUUGCAUACAGCCCUUCGACAAACCGAGGGCCUUAUCCAGACAUUGGCUUCGCACGCUCAGCCACCCGUCCCCCCAUGUCCCCCACCACAACAAACUCAUCUGGAUGCACCCACUGGUCCACUGGAUUCCCGAAGACUUACGCGUCAGCACCCACCCCUUCUGCUGCCAUCCCAGAAAGCUCUUCCACGGAGGUCCCGUCGACCGGAGAUGCGGCUGCUGGGCGCGCUUGUGGGGUCCCGGUCCCGCCAGCCUCAGAGACGUUCGGCACGUCUGUCUCGGAUCCCGCUCAGGCCUCCCACGUGGCCUCUUCCUCAACUUCAACGCACUCGGCGUCUCUGGUGUUGCCCAUCUCUGACACAUCGGGGUCAGCGAACUUGAUGGCGGCACAGACGGUUGCGUCGGCGUUGGAGCCGGGCGUCGGCCAGGGGUCUGGUUCACGGCUCUCGCCGUCCUCCUUUCCACGUCUCCCCGGCAUCUCGCGCUACUCGCGUGCAUCGGCGGAGUCAUUCAGGGGCCACGGCGUUGUAGGUAUGGUCCCAGGAGGGCCUCGCUACCCACAGCGCGGCGCGUCUGAAGAGUGGGUAAUCACGAGGGAGAGUGGCGAAUUGUAUCUCGGCACUGCAUCCUCACAUGUAUCCGGCACCGCUGGUGGGAAAGCAGACCACUAG